Molecule: messenger RNA, 771 nt
Organism: Plasmodium adleri (nom. inval.)
Lineage: Eukaryota; Apicomplexa; Aconoidasida; Haemosporida; Plasmodiidae
Product: palmitoyltransferase, putative
Exons: 10
Coding region: 1-771 (256 amino acids)
Biological process (GO): peptidyl-L-cysteine S-palmitoylation; protein targeting to membrane
Cellular component (GO): Golgi apparatus; endoplasmic reticulum
Molecular function (GO): protein-cysteine S-palmitoyltransferase activity
Source: RefSeq, a predicted model, not a curated record
AUGAAGAAAACUUCGAAAAAAUCGUUUUUAAAGUUAUAUAAAUCCUUUUAUAUUUUAAUAGCAUAUAUUAUAAUUGUUCAAUGCAUAUAUUUAUGUAACAAGUUUAUAUCAACCUUUCAGAUAAAAAUUAGAAUAAUAUCUUUUUUAUCUUUUUGGUUUACUAUAUGUAUGAUAAUUUGGUGUCACAUUAAAUGUCUUUACACAAAUCCCGGAUUUUUAAAUGAAACAUUUCAUAUUGUUUCAGAUAAUAUAACAGAAUAUGACAAUAACGUAAAAAUGUGUGAAAAAUGUAACCUUUUGAAAAUAAAAAGAUCUCAUCACUGUUCUGUUUGUGAUAAGUGUAUUAUGAAAAUGGACCACCACUGCUAUUGGAUAAAUAGUUGCGUAGGUUUAUAUAACCAGAAAUAUUUUAUACUUUUAAAUUUUUAUAUUCUAUUGCUAUGUUUUAAUAUAGCUUUUAUUCUCCUAUAUAAAAUUAUAACAUGUUUUAAAAUGAAAAAUAGGGCUCAAAAAGAAAUGUGUAUAAUAACAAGAUUGGAUAUAUAUCUUAUAGUAAUAAAUAUGAUAUGUUCCUUAUUAUUUGGAAUGUUCUCUAUGAUUAUGCUCGUUGACCAAUAUUGUGCAAUAAAAACAAACACAACAGGUAUAGAAGUUUUAAAAAAUAUAAAAGGAGAAGAAAAACCUUUUCAAGAGUCAUUAAUCGAAGUAUUUGGACAACCAUUUUCUUAUUUAUGGUUUUUACCAGUAAAUAAAAAACUAAAGAAAGAAUGA